Messenger RNA from Symbiodinium natans, 1869 nucleotides. The record is from the annotation of a GenBank genome assembly. Lineage: Eukaryota; Dinophyceae; Suessiales; Symbiodiniaceae.
AUGUUGCUUGCGGCUCCAUUGGAUUUUCGCGCCCUCGACGCCCCGGUGAUCCAUGCACGAACCUCGGAGCUUGGCAGCUUUGACAUGCUACCGCUCAAAGCAGCAACACAUUCCACUUCGGUAAAGUCCUUGGUUGAGCUUGUCAAACCGAUGUCUGCGGGGGACUUUGAUUUCGGACACCUUCAUCACCUCAUAUCCACCGCCAAGUAUGAGGACCUUCCCGGCCCCUUGUCUGUGAGCUUUGGCAAUGGCAUGAAAUUCAAGAUGCAGCUUGUGGGCCAGCAGUCUUCUGAUGGUCAGUGGAUUUUCUUGAAGCACUUCAUCUUUGAAAACAAGAUUCCCGCUCGGCUUCUCAAGACAACUCUCGCAGGGGACCUCCACAUCAUCGACUACGGCACGAACUUCCGCAGCGGUCUCAAGGGCUUCCAGUAUAUGUUGGAACAUGUUGGCCAAUGGAGCGUUAUGUGGUUCCAGACUCAGAUGAAGGAGCCCAAAACCAAGACGAAAGAAACAUCGGAUCUGCAGAAAGGCUUCGACUUCAUUCGCUCUACGGGCCCUCGGUCCAACAUGCACAAUCGGCAGACCGAGUGGACCGAAGUUGAGAUUCACAAAGAAGACAGUCCCAUCUUCGGCUGGUCGGCGGGCUUAGUCAAGGAGUCGCUUCGCGGCUACGCCAACUCCAAUGUCUUCGCCGACUGUAUCAGCAACUUCUUCGUCACGCUGCACGAUCUCCAAGGCUGGUUCCUUCAUGAUGUUCUUGUUCCUCUCCUGCCCAGCAUGAAGUCCAAGACCUUGGUCAUGAUGGGGCUGGCCGAGAAGGGCAAAACUCCGGCGGCCCAAGCGCUCGCACUCGCCAUCUCUGAAUACUGGAUCUUAGUCGACGACAUGGCUUGGGAUGUCAAGCCUUCAUUUCGUCUUUGCUCCAGCUUGGACCAGCUCCGUGGGGAGCCUGGCAAGAAACAUGUUCCGGACAUUCUGGACGACCCCGAUAUGAACGCGGUUCCCAUGCCCAAGCUCAAGGCCUUUCUUGAUGCCUCCUUAGAGGAGUCCUUCACCGUUGAACGUUGGACCACUUCCAAGUUUGUCCGCAACCAACUUCGCAUCCUAUGCGACAACAAGAUAGACGAGGACGCCGACAAAUGGAUCUCGCCUGACCAAGGCAGCAUUCCCCAUGAAGUCUUCUUGGAUAUCAUUGCUCCAGCCUUCCCCGAGAAGUCAUCCAGCCAAGAUAAAAUGGCUUUGUUGAAGCGCUCGCACUGGGUGGUGAACACCAAUCGUGCCUGCUAUGUUCGCAAGGCUGGCACGGGAACCAGUCCCGUGCCAUGCAUCCAGUACGAAGGCGGCAUCACGGAUUUCAUUGCCGACUCAGGCAAGGCAAUCAUAGAUCGUAUGAAGAAUGGCGACAAGAGUCCACCGUCUGAUUGGCUGGAGAAGAGGCAGUGGUCGCAUAACUUCGUCUCCCUGGUUCUUGAAAAGGGUGGUACUCCGGACCGAACAACAGUCCUUGUCGAGCAGGGUUUGUUUGACAAGACCAAACGCCGUGUCGAAAAGAAGCCCGACCUCCCCUUCUCUGGCCGGGUUGUUGUGGACUUGCAGAGCACAGACCUGGUUGCGCCCGCUGACGGGACCCAACAUCCUGCGUCUCGGCCAACGAAGGCUGCCCCAUCAACGUGGACUCCCGUGCCCGUCAAGAAGGAGCCAGGCAUCUUCGCAUCUCUGUCCACGGCUUCCGGUAGUGCUACAAUCGAUCUGGACUCCCCCAGCCCCCGACCUGCUCAGGCAAAGCGGCGAAGGGAUCACGGCGAUGGGUCUGAGUCUGAAGAUGGCGACGGCCUCCCUCGUGUUGGUGAAGCUCUGGAGGAUGAGUGA